This is a messenger RNA of Phycomyces blakesleeanus NRRL 1555(-), 1371 nucleotides long. RefSeq lists its product as hypothetical. The coding region runs from base 1 to 1371 and encodes 456 amino acids. Lineage: Eukaryota; Fungi; Mucoromycota; Mucoromycetes; Mucorales; Phycomycetaceae. The record is from RefSeq and is a predicted model, not a curated record. The transcript has 8 exons.
AUGUUUUUAUUUUUAUUUUUUCGAUUUUUUUUAGGCAUUUUUUGCGGCGGUCGAAACGUUUUUGAUUGUGAGUGUAUAAUAAGGCCUACGAAUCCAGAGGUAGAGUUUUCAGAUAUUUAUGUCUUGUACUUCACUCCCCCUCCCAUUUCUAUUGUUCAGAACGAGCUGUAUCAGGAACUCGACGACGAAGACUUACAAAAGAAUAAUUUGGACAAGAUAUAUGCUGCUACUGAGGAUUAUGAUUUGGAUCAACUGUAUGAGCAAGAACAUGUCUUGAGCUACCAAAAGAAAAGAAAAUCCGAGUCAAAAUUGCUUAUGGCCCGAGGCAAAGCAUCAUUCACUCGACGCUUCCAGACUCUUGGCGACAAGUGGAUAUUAUCAUCAGGGACAGUCGUGGAGGAGGUGUUAUAUGAGGCGGGCAUGGAAUGUGCUGUGUACAAUGCUGUACACUCAUUCAUGAUCGACAUGAAUGACCCUUGGAUAAAGGAUAAAUUCUUAGCAUCGGAUUGGGCAGAAAUAUCACGAGAUCCCCCCGCUUACCCACCAAUACCAGAAGCUGGACUCGAAACAGCUCUUCAAACGCGACCCAUUGACUCAGAAAGUCAGUUGGUGCACCAGUGUCUCGUGGACUGCCCAUCGCCUUUCGCCAUUGCUCAGCAGUUACCUGAGCAUUGGUGGCAAGAACGCGCAUGGGGUAUCGUGGGGCGUCUCGCACUGGAUGUGGAGUGUUGCUUUAUUCUACCUGGGGAUGUUGCUGGCAUUGAUUCAGACGCGAGACGUAACAGGGCUCGAUAUACAGGGAAUAUUCAACCCAUUUCGCGAAAAAGGAUGGGUGUGAGAGGAGAUUUGUUCUGGAGGUCGUUUGAAGAGCCACAAAAGGAUUGGGCUGUAGUGGAGACAUUGAAGAAAUGGAGUACCUUCAGCACGAAGUACAUUCUCGAAUCUUCCAUCAAACUGCCGCGUCAACUCCACGACAUAUUGGUGCAUCGGACAAAGGAGAUACUAACCCAUAAACAAUCCCGAAUACCUCACUUUGUUCCAGGUCUCAUGAUGGGAGGCCCUGUCAUUCAGCAAUUACAGAUUGGUUGGGGACUCGGGGGUACGAAUGUCACUAGAUUGUUCAGGGGCGAGACCACCCGUAUUGAGGCGACAAUUGACCUGCUAACAUUAUCGUUGGACGCUAUUUAUAACGUUCUGUACUUUAGGAUGGCUGUGAUUGAUUUCAUGACCAUGUACAGGUCGUUAAUUAAGAUCAAUGCUACCGAGGCGAGCAAAGCCCGCCGAGAGGCGCUUUCAGGCCAACAGAAGAGGGGCAGAGCGUAUAGUGGUAAAAGGGACACUUUCCAGGACAUCCUUCAUUCUUCUCCUUGA